AUGCGCUUCAUCGGGUCAACAGCAUUGUCUAUGGUCCGUCUUGCAAUUGUCGGUCAUGACAACUUCACCAUCAUUGGAGCAGACGGGCAAUACACGCAACCUCACGAGGAGAGCUACAUGCAGGUUGCCACUGGCCAGCGCUUCGACGUCAUCUUCCGUACGAAGUCUGCACAGGAACUAGGCAGCCAGACCGACUUUAUAAUUCAAUUUGUAUCAGCUGAUCGACCAUCCAUAUACACUGGCUACGGCGUGCUGCGUUAUGGCGCCGGCAAUCCUGUCAUCACUACUGCACCCGCCACACCCCCUCUCAACCUCACUAAGCCCAGCUACUCUUGGCUUGAGUACUCGCUGCAACCGCUCUGGCCCAACAACUUUCCGACAGCGAGUGAGGUCACUCGCCAGGUGAUCAUCUACGAUCGACAGGUACUUACCCACACCGAUAUCUGGCGGCUGAAUGGCGAUCAGUGGAAUGAUACCUCGCCACCUUACCCAGGCGACACGCCUUAUCUCGUCAAUAUUUACGAGAAUGGACAGUCGGCGAUACCCAACUAUGAUGCCGCUCUGAACAACUCUGGUUGGGAUCCGUAUUCCCUGACCUGGCCAGCAAAGAUCGGUGAAGUGCUUGAGAUCAUAUGGUAUAAUACUGGAAGUCUCGUACAAAACAAUGGCGGCGUCGAUUACCACCCCUUCCAUGCCCACGGAGCUCACUACUAUGACAUCGGAAGCGGUAACGGCACUUAUGAUGCAGUUGCAAACGAAAAGAAGCUAGCAAACUACAAUCCGGUCUUGCGAGAUACCACAAACCUCUAUCGCUACGAGACUGCCACCACAGCAGGAGCGACAGCAGGCUGGCGAGGUUGGCGACUUCGUGUCAACGACCCGGGUGUUUGGAUGAUUCACUGCCACAUACUCCAACACAUGAUCAUGGGCAUGCAGACGGUGUGGGUCAUGGGUGACUAUGAUCAGAUUGCUGGGAUUCCGCAUUUCGAUGCCGCGGGAUAUCUGCAGUAUGGUGGUGAUGCUUAUGGGAAUGAGACAUUCGCGCCUAGUUAUGUGCAUCAGUAUGAUUGA
Recurvomyces mirabilis is the source of this 1071-nucleotide messenger RNA. RefSeq lists its product as uncharacterized. Bases 1 to 1071 code for a protein of 356 amino acids. Gene Ontology annotation, molecular function: copper ion binding; oxidoreductase activity. The transcript is spliced from 2 exons. Lineage: Eukaryota; Fungi; Ascomycota; Dothideomycetes; Mycosphaerellales; Teratosphaeriaceae. The record is from RefSeq and is a predicted model, not a curated record.